CACCCCUCAAACCUGCCUCACCAACUCACGUCUAGAAGCAAUUAGGUUCACUUCUCUCUCUCUCUCUCUCUCCUCUCUCUCUCUCUCUCUCCCCCGGGAAAAAGUCUAUAAGACUCAUCUCAAGCGCUCAAAAAGGGCCGGCCUUGACGAACAGGCACCACCAAAACCGUCCUUUCAUCAUUUCCACCAUUGCCACAGCCAAUCCGAGGAGAAGAAAAAAGGGUCGAUCAAAGGAUUUUUGGUGAGGAACGCAGAAGUUUAAUUAGCUGAAAUGGGGAGGUCACCUUGCUGUGAGAAGGCUCACACAAACAAAGGAGCAUGGACCAAGGAGGAAGACGAUCGGCUCAUCGCCUACAUCCGGGCUCACGGCGAGGGCUGCUGGCGCUCGCUGCCCAAGGCCGCCGGCCUCCUCCGCUGCGGCAAGAGCUGCCGCCUCCGCUGGAUCAAUUACCUCCGUCCGGACCUCAAGCGAGGCAAUUUCACUGAAGAAGAAGACGAGCUUAUCAUCAAACUCCAUAGCCUCCUUGGCAACAAAUGGUCUCUUAUAGCUGGAAGACUGCCAGGAAGAACGGACAAUGAGAUAAAGAACUACUGGAACACGCACAUCAGAAGAAAGCUUCUGAACCGUGGCAUCGACCCCGUGACACACCGGCCGAUUAACGAACAGGCGGCCGAUGUUACCACUAUAUCUUUUGCUUCUGCAGCAGUCAAAGAAGAAGAGAAAGUCACAACUUCUGGUUUCGACACCAAGGAGAAGAGCCCAAUUCAAGAACGGUGCCCAGACCUCAACCUUGAGCUGAGAAUUAGCCCUCCAUAUGAACACCGAACGGAGCCAUUGAAGACGGGAGGAAGAAGCAGCGCUUGCCGUUGUUUCUCGUGUAGCUUGGGCAUCCAAAACGGCAAAGAGUGCAGUUGUAGUGACGGUAGCAGCAGCAGCAACGCUGGGUAUGAUUUCUUAGGGUUGAAAACUGGGGUGUUGGAUUACAGAAGCUUGGAGAUGAAGUGAGGGUUGAGAGGGUGUGGGGCCAUGAAAGUAUGCAUGAUUUAGCAAAGAGAUAAAUGGGUAAGGGAUUUGGUAUUAGGUAAAAAUCUCCCUAAUCUUCUCUUGCUUUGUACGAUACUAGUGCUGCAUAGUGUUAAUAGUAUCAGCAAAGAUGAGAACUCUUGGAUAUUCAAUCCAGUUAUUUUAUGGAUGUGUGCCAUUGAUGUCAA
Messenger RNA from Diospyros lotus (date-plum), 1212 nucleotides. RefSeq names its product myb-related protein 308-like. NCBI's taxonomy places the organism in Eukaryota, Viridiplantae, Streptophyta, Magnoliopsida, Ericales, Ebenaceae. Bases 272 to 1006 code for a protein of 244 amino acids. The transcript has 2 exons. The record is from RefSeq and is a predicted model, not a curated record.